CGCUGCGGCGAGGGCAGGAGCGGAUUUAAAAGAGGUCCGGGCGGGAGGAGGGAGGCUGCGGAGAGAGUGCGGAGCCGAGCGCAGAAGCACAGCGCGACAGCCGAGGCACCCACCGACGGGCGCAGAGGGAGCGAGCGGAGCCGGGAGGCGCGCUCCGGGCAGUGAGAGCCGAGCCGGCCGGGCGCCCUCCCCAUUCCCUGCUCCCGCGCCGCGCCCCUCCAGCCAGCAUGAGACUCCUAUCGGCCGCGCUGCUCCUGCUGCUCCUGGCGCUGUGUGCCGCACGCGUGGACGGGUCCAAAUGCAAGUGCUCGCGAAAGGGGCCCAAGAUUCGAUACAGCGACGUGAAGAAGCUGGAAAUGAAGCCAAAGUACCCGCACUGCGAGGAGAAGAUGGUUAUCAUCACCACCAAGAGUGUGUCCAGGUACCGGGGUCAGGAGCACUGCCUGCACCCCAAGCUGCAGAGCACCAAGCGGUUCAUCAAGUGGUACAACGCCUGGAACGAGAAGCGCAGGGUCUACGAAGAGUAGGGCGAAAAAUCCCGCAUGGGAAAACUUCACACCAGCUGGGAGACGAGCAAAGGACUCUGCAGAUUAAAAAAAAAAAAAAACAAAAAAAAACCUUUCCUUUCUCACAGGCAUAAAACACAAAUUAUAUAUUGUUACAAAGCACUUUUUACCAAGGGUCAGUUUUUACAUUUUAUAGCUGUGUGCGGAAGGCUUCCAGAUGUGAGACCCUUCUCUCUUGUGCUCCAGACUUUAUCACACACUGCUUUUUAUCGAAAAGGGGGAAACUCAUGCCUUUCCUCUGUAAAAAAAA
Messenger RNA from Ailuropoda melanoleuca (giant panda), 816 nucleotides. It is a transcript of the gene CXCL14, whose product is annotated as C-X-C motif chemokine ligand 14. Bases 228 to 527 code for a protein of 99 amino acids. Gene Ontology annotation, molecular function: chemokine activity. Gene Ontology annotation, biological process: immune response. The record is from RefSeq and is a predicted model, not a curated record. The transcript is spliced from 4 exons. Gene Ontology annotation, cellular component: extracellular region. NCBI's taxonomy places the organism in Eukaryota, Metazoa, Chordata, Mammalia, Carnivora, Ursidae.